Messenger RNA from Saccostrea echinata, 688 nucleotides. RefSeq lists its product as uncharacterized. Bases 1 to 675 code for a protein of 224 amino acids. The record is from RefSeq and is a predicted model, not a curated record. Lineage: Eukaryota; Metazoa; Mollusca; Bivalvia; Ostreida; Ostreidae. The transcript is spliced from 3 exons.
AUGACUAUUGGUAUUUGCAAUCAGCAACUUCUUUUUGUGAGAAUCAACAAUCUUUCGAAUUUUCAAUUUGAUAAUCACCUAACUCUCGAAUCUUCAGCCAGCGAUUUAGAAAUCUGUGCCAUGCAAUGUGAAAUUGAAAGCACAUGUCUCUCUGUUCAGUAUAAUUCCAGCACAAACGAAUGCGUUCUAUUGAGAACUGUACACUACAGUAGCUUAAAAGCUGUACAAGUUGAUGGUUGGAAUUACUUUGUUAGAACUGGAGGGAGAUGUCAAGAAGGAUUCAGUGAUGCCAGAACAUUAAACAUUUGUUUUACCUUUGUUGGUAAACAUAAGGUUUCUGAAGGCCGUAAAGAGUGCUCCAUUAGAAAUUCCAGUAUCAUAGCUCUCAGGUCAAAUGAAGAAGAGGACCUUCUGGAGAGAUUAAUGUUUUCUUUGUUCGACAACAGUUCGAAGUCAUUUGCAAACAAACCAUACAUCCAAGGUCGAUGGAAUGGAUCACACUGGGUACUAGAUGACGGUAAACCUAUAGAAUACAAUAUAGAGUGGACACCGAGAACAGAUCUCAGUGAAGCUAAUUAUAAUGACAACCUUAGAUAUUUUCCAGGACGUAAUAAGAUUGGAUUCUGCAAUGGUAACUUGAUAAGACCAAUAUUUUGCACGUAUGACAUAAUAUGAAAUUAUUGUUCAA